Messenger RNA from Dacryopinax primogenitus, 1201 nucleotides. RefSeq names its product ribosomal protein 60S. NCBI's taxonomy places the organism in Eukaryota, Fungi, Basidiomycota, Dacrymycetes, Dacrymycetales, Dacrymycetaceae. Gene Ontology annotation, molecular function: structural constituent of ribosome. The record is from RefSeq and is a predicted model, not a curated record. The transcript is spliced from 7 exons. Gene Ontology annotation, cellular component: cytosolic large ribosomal subunit; ribosome. Gene Ontology annotation, biological process: cytoplasmic translational elongation. The coding region runs from base 126 to 473 and encodes 115 amino acids.
AAAAGUCUGGUUUCAUUAACCAUCUCCCUUCGGUCUUCACGUCUGCAAGUCGUCCUUUGGGAUUAAAUUGAUUUGCGGCUGUCGCCCUUCAAAAGCACCCACAUCAUCAAAUACAUUAACUAAAGAUGCGCCAUAUCGCCGCUUACCUUCUCUGCCAGAUCGGUGGCAAUGGCUCUCCCAGCGCUGCGGACGUCAAGGCCGUCCUCGCUGCUGGUGGCGUUGAGGCCGACGAGGAACGCCUGGAGAAGCUGAUUUCUGAGGUCAAGGGCAAGAGCGUGAACGAGCUCAUCGCUGAGGGUACUGCCAAGCUUUCCUCCGUCCCUGCUGGUGGUGCCGGUGGUGCUGCUGCCGCCCCCGCUGCUGCUGCGGGUGGCGCUGCCGCUGCCGCGGAGGAGGACCCCAAGGAGGAGGAGAAGAAGGAGGAAGAGAAGGAGGAGUCCGACGACGACAUGGGCUUCGGUCUCUUCGACUAAGUGUUCUGCGUCGGGACCCGCUUCGGGCCUUGUGCUCUUCCUCCUGCAUGCCGUGGUGCAGUCGUUAUUUCCGGAGAGCUGUAUGGUAGUCUUUGGAAAAUCGAUCUGUUCUCCCGUUGCCGUCGUCGGAGCCUGCUGCUUCCCUCACGCCUUGGUAUCCUUGCGAGGUUUUUCCACAUUGGCUGUGAAAAUUGUUUUGAGAAGCGAAGUGCUUUGUCCGAAGCGCCGGGCCAUCUCCCCCAUCGCAUUCUGCUUUGACGCCGCUGACGUCGUCCUCAAAUCGGGCUCGCAUCUUCCAAGCCAACAACCGUGUCCUUAUCCUUAAGUAUGACCAUUGUCGCGACAAUCCGCCGGUGCGGAGCAUGGUCGGACCUGCAUCUGACCCGCCGGGAGAGAGAUGAGAUCCCGAUACCGAUAGGCCUCCCUUCAAGAAGCUGGAUUCUUUCCCUGGGUUUUGCCCCAAGCAUGAGGAGCGCUCCGCGUUUUCUAACGAUAAGUUGCAGAUUCGCGGACUUGGCAGGGAUGAAUUCCGGACAAUAGGGGUUCGUGGAACGUGUGACCUGCGCAUCUGAAGGUGCUUGUCCUGUUGGGGAAUUUGGGAUUAUAGGCAAAGCGCGAGUUGGGGUAAGAAGACCAGCUGGGUUUGACUGGAGAUUGCCGUCGGAAAAUAUUAGGAUCACUGGUUCAGGUUGGUGUUGAGACAGGAAGUGUAAGGCCAUGUAUACUAA